AUGCAACCACCGCAUAACCCCUCACCACCUUCCUCCAUGGAAACCCACCUCAGAAAACCCUCCUCCGGCGACACCGCGGCCUUCUCGUUCCCUAGCACGCCGGGGGCCAGCCACGACUCCUCCUCUUCGCCGUCGUCGUCUGAUGACUUCGAGUUCGGCUGCCUCACCCCGGACUCCCCCUCCGGCGACCCCAACAAAAACUCCCCAGCCGACCACCUCUUCUUCAAUGGCCGGCUCCUCCCCCACGCCUUCCCGUCCCGCUCCCCGGCCGCCAAUUCACCCCUCGCUCGUGCCGUCUCCCGCAGCACGAGCCGCACGAGCAGCGUCAGCAGCAAGGACUACUCCCUCGUCUCCUCCCGCAGCAACAGCACCAACAGCAGCUGCAGCAGCAGCGCCAGGACGAGCUCCAGCGACAACUCGGAGAGAAGAUCAACCUUGUCGUAUUGCCGUCAGGGCAGCAAAACGACAUUGAACGGACCGGGAUCAAGCAAGGUGGUUUCGGCUCGUGUUUAUGGUUCCUCACAAAGAUGGCAGUUUAUGGCCCCAGUUCCCGCCUUGAGCCGGGACGGCUCACGGCGGAGGAAAGUCAUGGAAUUGAGAAAUGAGAAGAAUGGUCAAGAAAAGAAGGCUGUAGCGAAGCGGCGGCGAUGGCGGCUCGGCCGGAGACUUUUUCGGUGGUUUGUGACGGCCUGCAAUGAGUGCCAUGCAAUUGAACCGUCAAGGAAAGAUGGAGUUUCGAGAGGGAAUGUGAAUUUGCCAUGCAAUUGA
Morus notabilis is the source of this 768-nucleotide messenger RNA. RefSeq lists its product as uncharacterized. The transcript has a single exon. Gene Ontology annotation, molecular function: kinase inhibitor activity. The record is from RefSeq and is a predicted model, not a curated record. Gene Ontology annotation, cellular component: plasma membrane. NCBI's taxonomy places the organism in Eukaryota, Viridiplantae, Streptophyta, Magnoliopsida, Rosales, Moraceae. Bases 1 to 768 code for a protein of 255 amino acids.